GUCUCAAAACUGGAGAUGGCUCUUCAGGUGGCUCAGGGAAUACUUUCCACUACACCUUCCAUGGAGACCUCCAUGCCACUUUCGCAUCCUUCUUUGGAGGCUCCAACUCUUUUGGUAUAUUCUUCACUAGCAGCCGCUCCCAGGUAUUCAAUGAUUUUGACCAGGAAGGCAUGGAUAUCAAUGACAUUGACAACCCUUUUAGUGCCUUCAGCCAGUUUGGUUUCAAUGGCAUUAAUGGGGUUCACUGGCAGCACCAGGAGUCCCUGCACACAUGGAGAAAAGUUCAAGACCCACCCAUCAUCCAUGAGCUCAAGGUGUUCCUGGAAGAGAUCUAUGAUGGCUCCACAAAGAGGAUGAAGAUCACUUGCAGAAGGCUCAAUGCUUAUGGCCAGACCACGUAGAGUGAGGACAAGAUCCUAAACAUUGUCAUCAAAUGGGGUUGGAAGGAGGGAACCAAAAUCACAUUUCCCAAGGAAGGGGAUGCCACCCUAGACAAAAUCCCUGUUGACAUCAUCUUCAUCCUCAAGGACAAACCUCACUUGCAUUUCAAGAGGAAUGGGACAAAUGUGAUCUACACCACAAGCAUCAGUCUUAAAGAGGCCUUGUGCGGCUGCACCGUGAACAUUCCCACCAUCGAUGGACGGGUGAUCCCACUUCCCUGCAACGACAUCAUCAAGCCAGGGACAGUGAAGAGACUGCGUGGGGAGGGGCUGCCCUUCCCCAAGGCCCCCAGCCAGCGAGGAGACUUGAUCGUGGAGUUCAAAAUCCGCUUCCCAGACAGAAUAGCUCCCCAGACGAGACAGAUCCUCAAGCAGCACCUCCCAUGCUCCUAG
Acanthisitta chloris (rifleman) is the source of this 833-nucleotide messenger RNA. Its product is annotated as dnaJ homolog subfamily B member 5-like. Gene Ontology annotation, cellular component: cytosol. The record is from RefSeq and is a predicted model, not a curated record. Gene Ontology annotation, biological process: negative regulation of transcription by RNA polymerase II. The transcript is spliced from 2 exons. Gene Ontology annotation, molecular function: protein-folding chaperone binding. The annotation marks the transcript as partial. Lineage: Eukaryota; Metazoa; Chordata; Aves; Passeriformes; Acanthisittidae.